AUGACAACGAUCCUGGCAUUUAGGCGGGGACUGCCCUCGGGGGAGGGGCUUCCAGAGCAGCCCCUCAGCUGUGAGAAGGAGAUAGUGCGACGCUAUGAGGUUGUUCACUCUGUCAUCUGCUCAAUGUGUUGCCUCUUCGGGAUCAUCUACUGCUUCUUUGGUUAUCGCUGCUUCAAGGCCGUGAUGUUCCUGACGGGUCUGAUGUUCGGCUCGGUCAUCAUCUUCAUGUUGUGCCAUAAAGAGCGUGUCCUGGACACCCAGCUGAGCGUGGAGGCCAGCGUCGGGAUCGGCCUGGGCAUCGGUACCCUCUGCGGACUCGUCACCAUGCUAGUGCGCAGCGUGGGGCUCUUCAUGGUGGGUCUUCUCUUGGGGCUGUUGGUGGCCCUGGCGUCCUUGGUGGUCCUGGAAGAGUUCUACCAUCCGCGGACGGUCUGGCUGCCCCUGGGGGUUCUGCUGGGUUCUGGGAUGCUGUUCGCGGUCCUCACCCUUCAGUGGCAGCGUUGUUUUACCACCAUCUCCACCGCCGUCUUCGGCUCCGCCAUCAUAACCGUCACCGUGGACUACUUUGUGGAGCUGUUGGCGCUCGUGCACUACAUUUCCGAACGUGUGACGGUGAAACCGCCGAGACCCGUGUGUUGGUUCACCUGGGCGGUCAUGGGAGUUUGGCCCACGCUUGCCGUCCUGGGCGUGCUCAUUCAAUGGAAGGUGACAUCUGAGGGUUAUUCCCACACAGAGGUAUUUAUAAGUCACCAGCAGAGACGGGUGCAGCUGAUGCGUAUUCGUCAGAAGGAGGAGAGGAGAGAGUGCAGAAAAAAGAAGAAGAAAAAGACCAAGCAACCCCAGCAGCAGCAGCAGCAGCAGUACCACCAUCCUCCUCCCCACCCCACUGACCCGCCCUCCAAACCCCUACACCCCGAGCCCACCUACCGCAGGAAACCCAACACCGUUCGCCGCUUUGACGGGGAUGUGCUCUCUCCUAGCUACAUCCAACAUUUUCGGGACAGACAGGUGGAUAGGCGGGGUUAUUCCCACGGCAGGUUGAUUAGUGGCUCUCACACGGUGGACCUGGACUAUGACUGUGGCUCUCAGGUGCCCCUGACUGCUGCUGCAGGGCCAGCUGUGCGUGUUUGA
Molecule: messenger RNA, 1131 nt
Organism: Chanos chanos (milkfish)
Lineage: Eukaryota; Metazoa; Chordata; Actinopteri; Gonorynchiformes; Chanidae
Gene: tmem198aa
Product: transmembrane protein 198aa
Exons: 4
Coding region: 1-1131 (376 amino acids)
Biological process (GO): positive regulation of canonical Wnt signaling pathway
Cellular component (GO): cytoplasmic vesicle; plasma membrane
Source: RefSeq, a predicted model, not a curated record